GCGAGUGUGUUUAUUUGUGCUGCGGGGAAAAGAAGCGGGAAGUGUCGUGUUUUUAACCGGAAUUCCAGUCAGGCGGAUUAGCGUUAGCUCGCUUUAGCUAACAUUAGCUCCUCUGCUACACUGGUGCAUUUCUUUUUUAUGUAUUUUUUUAAACAACACGAGUCUCGUGCUGACGCCGCUGGUCGCAGGUGACACGCGGCAUGUUUGGUGCUAACCGGAAGAAGUUUAUGGAGGGGGGGGUGGAGAGCGACUACGCCGACGACUCCAGCCUCUACUACAGCCAGCAGUCCAUGUUCCCUCCUCACCGCGCAGACAAAGACAUGUUGGUGUCGUCGUCCUCGUCCACGUCGGGUCAACUGUCGCAGCUGGGAAGCAGCUUAUAUGGUCCGCAGAGCGCAUUGGGUUUUCCCAUGCGAGGUCUGAACAGCAGCGCGGCGCCGCCGCUGAGUCGAAGCGGCCUGAACCCGUCUGCCAGCCAGCUCUCCAGCCACGUCAGCACACCCAGCACCGGCACCAUGCACACGCCCCCUUCACCCAGCAGGGGGAUCCUGCCGAUGAGUCGGAGCGUGAUGAACCACAAUCAGCAGGUCGGCGGUCCCACGGGUCAGACGGGCGGGAUGGGCGUUGGCAUCGGAGGAGAGCGGGGCGUCGGCAGCGGAGGGAGGAGUGGCGGCGGCAUGGGCAGCCCCAGUCGGUCGUCGCCCAGCAUCAUCGGCAUGCCCAAACCACAGCAGGCACGGCAGCCGUUCACCAUCAACAGUAUGUCGGGGUUUGGCGUGAACAGGAAUCCCGGCUUCAACCUAAACAACUCAUUAUCCAACAACAUCUUCAAUGGAACAGAUGGCAGUGAGAACGUGACGGGUCUGGACCUGUCGGACUUCCCGGCGUUAGCGGACCGGAGUCGGAGGGACGGCGGUUCGAAUCCCACCCCGCUGCUCAACCCGCUGGCCGGUCGGGCGCCGUACGGUGAGCACCUUCACUUUGGCAUGGUAACCAAGCCGUCCAGUGAGCAGUCGCAAGACUUCUCCAUCCACAACGAGGACUUCCCGGCUCUGCCUGGACCCAACUACCAGACGAAAGACUCCAGCAGCGCCACCGAAGACAGCAAAACGAAUCUGAACUCAUCAGGAAAGCCCGCCUCCAACUCAGAUGGUCCAAAGUUCCCCGGCGACAAGAGCUCGGUGCCGAGCAACAACAACCAGCAGAAGAAAGGGAUCCAGGUUCUUCCUGACGGGCGUGUGACCAACAUCCCCAUCGGCAUGGUAACGGACCAGUUUGGAAUGAUCGGCCUGUUGACGUUCAUCCGGGCAGCGGAGACGGACCCCGGCAUGGUCCACCUGGCGCUGGGCUCGGACCUCACAACGCUCGGCCUCAACCUCAACUCACCCGAGAAUCUCUAUCCUAAGUUUGCGUCUCCGUGGGCGUCGGCUCCGUGUCGACCGCAGGAUAUCGACUUCCACGUCCCCUCAGAGUAUUUAACCAACAUCCACAUAAGGGACAAGUUAGCAGCCAUCAAGUUGUCUCGAUACGGUGAAGAUCUGCUGUUUUAUCUCUACUACAUGAACGGAGGAGAUCUACUACAACUGCUGGCUGCGGUAGAACUCUUUAACAGGGACUGGCGGUACCACAAAGAGGAGCGGGUCUGGAUCACCCGGGCCCCGGGGAUGGAGCCCACGCUGAAGACCAACGCCUACGAGAGAGGGACCUACUACUUCUUCGACUGCCUCAACUGGAGGAAAGUGGCCAAGGAGUUCCAUCUGGAGUACGAGAAGCUAGAAGAGCGGCCUCACGUUCCCUCCACGUUCAACUACAAUCCUGCCCAGCAGGCCUUCUGAUUGGCUCCUCCUCCUGCCUGCCUCCCUGCCAUUGGCUCUCCUGGCUCAUCCCAUCACCGCUCCGUCUCUUAGGUUUUAUUCCACCUCCACACACAUUUCUUUUUUAAAAAUCUGGCCGUUGAGGAACUGGAAACCGAAAACCGGAGAGGACGUCCUGCCUCUUUAAACACAACCUCUCUCCUGAAUAGACUUUCUGAUUUUAACUUUUUCUUCGUUUCUUUACCUCGUUUUAUUUUAUUUUUUUAUUUCAUUUCCCUCCCUCCUCCCUCCAUGGGUUCUGUUGGUUCUGUUCUGUGGAGCACUGACGUCACCGUACAACAAACACCGACACACGCGAGCACUGUAAAUAAAUAACUGUCCGUCUGUUUCUACUCCGUCUUUAAAGAAAAUCCAAUAUUUUUCUGUCAAGAGAAACUUUUAAAGAAGAAAAAAAAACAGAUUUUAACAUGACACAAGAUCAAAAACGUCAGGAUGGAUCAUUUUAUUUCACUCUUGUGUCGCGAGGAACUGAGGAUAUUUAUCAGUUUUCUUUUUGACGUUGAUCAGGUUUCAGAUCUCACACACACACACACACACACAAGCAGACAGCGGACAGUCAGGGGAGGAAAUGCAAUGUACAUUGUAGCACUAUUUCAUAAUAAAAGGAGAAAAAAGUUCUUUUUA
Messenger RNA from Scophthalmus maximus (turbot), 2498 nucleotides. Its product is annotated as CCR4-NOT transcription complex subunit 2-like. The transcript has 15 exons. NCBI's taxonomy places the organism in Eukaryota, Metazoa, Chordata, Actinopteri, Pleuronectiformes, Scophthalmidae. Gene Ontology annotation, biological process: regulation of DNA-templated transcription; nuclear-transcribed mRNA poly(A) tail shortening; regulation of stem cell population maintenance. The record is from RefSeq and is a predicted model, not a curated record. The coding region runs from base 201 to 1835 and encodes 544 amino acids. Gene Ontology annotation, cellular component: CCR4-NOT core complex; P-body.